AUGGAAACAAGCAAUUCCAUCUCCGCCACCAUAGAAGACCUUCCUGAGAGCAUCCUCCUCCACAUUCUCUCCUUCCUCCCGACCACCACCGCCGUCCAAACCUCAGCCGUAGCACCCAAAUGGCGCAACCUCUGGCACUCCAUUCCCGUCCUCCAUUUCAACAUCCGCAAGUUCCACUCUUGCGUCCCAGACAGAUCUGCGGCCGCUGCCCGCCAAUUUUUCGCUGAAUUGAUCAGUCAAACUCUCCUCCGCCGCCCCCGCCACUCUCCUCUCCGGAAAUUUCGGUUGAAGUUCGAUUACAGAAACUAUGAUUCCAUUAGAUCCUAUGUUAAUUCUUGGAUUCGCUAUGCCGUCAGUUCCAGAGCUGUUGAGCUUGACCUUACUUUUGGACUCUAUCUUUCUGUUAAAGCAGAAGAAGAUGAUGAUGGAGAAACUUCUGCUGAUUAUUGCUUUGAUUUUUCUGACCUGAUAAAUAGUUCAGUUAAAGUUUUAAAAUUGCGUGGUUGUAAAUUUAGCUUGCCUAGGAGUAGAGCAUUCCCUAUUAAAAUUGAAUCGCUUACAGCAUUAUACUUAUUUGGCUUUGAUUUUGGCUUUGUAUCAAUGGAUAUGGAUGUUUCGAAGUUGGUAUCUUUAUGCGUUAAUCUUGAGUUUUUGUGCAUUGAGGAUGUUUCGGGUUUGAACAAUCUGAAAAUAGUGUCUCCAAAGCUUAAGGAGUUGAAAUUAAGCAUCUCUAGGCAAACAACUCUUUGGGAUAAGUCCGUGGAGAUAUUUGCUCCAAGUUUGCAGUCGAUAAGCUUCAUUUGGUUUUACAUGGGGAAUUAUGUUCUGAAAGAUGUAUCAUCAUUGAUCGAAGCUCAUGUGGAGUUUGACAGCAGAGAGGAGUUGGAGGAUUUUGCCUGUUGGAGUAAUCUUGUGAGCUUACUCAGUGGUGUUGAGAAUCUGACUGUUCAAAAUAUGUGGAUGUCUAGGUUUACGCAAAUGGCGGAAUUGGCGAGCGAUAAUUUUGAAGAGGUUAACAAGAUGUUAGAAGUUCAAUUUGAUGCAGAAUCAGAAGAUAAUCAAGAAGAGUUGCAUGGAAAGCUUUUGGUCGAAGAGGAAAUUUUUUCUGAAACUUUUGCAUUCAACAAUCUCAGACACUUGGUACUAUUGACUGGGUAUACAGAAUAUGAUCUGCUUGGCUUAGAAGCUGUACUUAAAGCAUGUUCAAUGCUUGAGUCUAUGGUCCUUGAGUAUUCAUAUGAGACAGAUUUUGAUGAUAUUUUAGGAGAAGAAAUAAUGGAGAGACCAAUUGUUAUGCACAUGCCAAGCCUUAGGCUAGUGAAGAUGGAAAAAUACAGGGGAGUGAAAAAUGAAGUGUAUGUUGUUGGCCUUCUGAAAAAGUAUGGGUUGGUUUUAGAAAAAAUUGUAGCAUAUCCAGCCAAAGUAGGUGAAACAUUAUCACCUCCAUUUGUUCUUUGAUGACCAGCUUAAGAUCGUUUGAACUCUAGUAUCCUACCCUCAAGAGACAUGAGAAGUCAAUUCAGCACUCAAUUUGGGAAACUGAAAUGCUUAUGUAUGUGUAUGUUAUUGCUACCAUGUGCUACAUCAGUCUAGCCGUAAUGUUGAGUGCAAAAUCUAUAAAGCUAUUCUCUACAUUGUUGUUGCUGUUAUCGU
Coffea eugenioides is the source of this 1653-nucleotide messenger RNA. RefSeq names its product F-box/LRR-repeat protein At4g14103-like. The record is from RefSeq and is a predicted model, not a curated record. Gene Ontology annotation, molecular function: protein binding. The transcript has 4 exons. NCBI's taxonomy places the organism in Eukaryota, Viridiplantae, Streptophyta, Magnoliopsida, Gentianales, Rubiaceae. Bases 1 to 1458 code for a protein of 485 amino acids.